CGGCAAGGCACUCGGAGCUUCAAGAGACUGUGGGGGAGGGGCCGGACGACAGGGGUGGGGCUGGAGUCCCAGGCCUGAAGCCACAUUGGACGACUGGGCGUGGCCGGGUAGCCCGAGGGCGGGGCGCAGGAGGGGCUCAACGUAGCCCAGCCAGCAGCAGCCCGCAGGGUCUGUGGCUGCUCAACUUCUGCUGGCGUGGAGAGAAUCAGCCGGUGGAUCGCUUCUCCCCUUCUUACGUGUGGUGGUCAGUGCGACUCCAGCAGGCCAGAUUCAGAUGGGCUUGGCGCGGUGGUUCCUCCCUUAGCUGGGGACUAAUGUCCCAGAACCUUCGGGAGAAGAGCCAGGCCUAUCGGCGACACCGACCUAGUAGCAACGCAGGCCCUAAAAGCCUCGAAGUCACCCCAGCAGCAGCCAUGUACACUUUCCUGCCUGACAAUUUUUCACCUGCCAAACCCAAGCCCACCAAAGAACUGAGGCCUCUGCUGGGCUCGGCGGUGUUGGGACUACUGCUGGUGCUCGCCGCGGUUGUGGCCUGGUGUUACUACAGCGCCUCGCUACGCAAAGCCGAACGACUGCGCGCAGAGCUGCUGGACCUCAAUCCUGGCGGCUUCUCCAUCCGUAACCAGAAGGGUGAGCAAGUCUUCCGCAUGGCCUUCCGUUCAGGUGAGCUGGACCUGGACUCCUGUAGCCGGGAGGGUGCCCGGCUUGGCUGCUCCCGAACGGUCGACGAGCGCCCGUUGUACUUCUUCAUCCAGACUGUAAAACCCAAGGACACUGUCAUGUGCUACCGCGUGCGCUGGGAGGAAGCUACACCGGGGCGUGCUGUGGAGCACGCCAUGUUUCUGGGAGAUGCUGCGGCGCACUGGUAUGGCGGCGCAGAGAUGAGGACGCAACACUGGCCUAUCCGCCUGGAUGGCCAGCAGGAGCCGCAGCCAUUUGUCACGAGCGACGUUUACUCUUCUGACGCCGCCUUCGGGGGCAUCCUCGAGCGCUACUGGUUAUCUUCCCGCGCGGCCGCCAUCAAAGUUAAUGACUCCGUGCCCUUCCACCUGGGUUGGAACAGCACGGAGCGUUCGAUGCGGCUGCAGGCACGCUACCACGACACGUCUUACAAGCCACCAGCUGGCCGUACUGCAGCACCAGAGCUCAGCUAUCGCGUGUGCGUGGGCUCAGAUGUCACCUCCAUCCAUAAGUACAUGGUUCGGCGUUACUUCAACAAGCCAUCCAGGGUACCAGCAGCAGAGGCCUUCCGAGACCCCAUUUGGUCCACGUGGGCGCUGUAUGGGCGCGCCGUGGACCAGAACAAGGUGCUGCAAUUUGCCCAGCAGAUCCGUCAGCACCGCUUCAACAGCAGCCACCUGGAAAUCGAUGACAUGUACACACCCGCCUAUGGCGACUUCGAUUUCGACGAGGGCAAGUUCCCCAAUGCCACUGACAUGUUCCACCGCCUGCGAGAGGCUGGCUUCCGCGUCACACUUUGGGUGCAUCCGUUUGUCAACUACAACUCGUCGCGCUUCGGCGAGGGCGUGGAGCGUGAGCUGUUCGUGCGCGAGCCCACGGGCCGGCUGCCAGCGCUAGUGCGCUGGUGGAACGGCAUUGGCGCAGUGCUGGACUUCACGCGCCCAGAGGCCCGAGACUGGUUCCAGGGACAUCUACGGCGCCUGCGCUCACGCUACAACGUGGAAUCCUUUAAGUUCGACGCGGGUGAGGUCAGCUACCUGCCCCGGGACUUCAGCACCUUCAGGCCUCUGCCCGACCCCAGUGUGUGGAGCCGACGGUACACCGAGAUGGCGCUGCCCUUCUUCUCGCUAGCCGAGGUCCGCGUCGGGUACCAGUCACAAAACAUCUCCUGUUUCUUCCGCCUGGUGGACCGGGACUCGGUAUGGGGCUACGACCUGGGGCUGCGCUCUCUUAUCCCUGCCGUGCUCACGGUCAGUAUGCUGGGCUAUCCGUUCAUCCUGCCCGAUAUGGUGGGUGGCAACGCGGUGCCAGAGCGCACAGUCGGCCGCCAGGAUGGGCCGGGGCCGGAGCGCGAGCUCUACGUGCGCUGGCUGGAGGUGGCGGCCUUCAUGCCUGCCAUGCAGUUUUCAAUCCCGCCCUGGCAGUACGACGCAGAAGUGGUAGCCAUCGCACACAAGUUCGCCGCUCUGCGCGCCUCACUCGUGGCACCACUGCUGCUCGAGCUCGCUGGUGAGGUCACCGACACUGGCGACCCCAUCGUGCGCCCCCUGUGGUGGAUCGCACCGGGGGAUGAAACGGCUCACCGCGUCGACUCGCAGUUCCUUAUCGGGGAUACGCUGCUGGUGGCGCCGGUGCUGGAGCCUGGGAAGCAGGAACGUGACGUCUAUCUGCCCGCCGGCAAGUGGCGCAGCUACAAGGGUGAGCUUUUUGACAAGACGCCGGUGCUGCUCACGGAUUACCCGGUCGACCUGGACGAGGUCGCAUAUUUCACCUGGGCGUCCUGACCCACUUCGAGACCUAGUAGGAAUCCCACAGCCCUAAUCCUAGCCUUCAUGCAGAGUUUUAAUCCUUUACCAUACCUAAAUGGUGCACCCUCAGGAAGUUCCCACCUAUGUUCCUCCUAGGAAAUGGGCACUGACUUAAAAGUGCUCCAGCCAACAGCUGGAAGUGCUGGAACAACGUCCUGCCCCAGUGCACAAUCCUAACAGCCCCACCCCACCCCGACAUUGACUCCAGUCUUCAGAAACAUCUUCCCUGGGUUGGAGGCCAGAGAACUCAGGACAAAGGUCUGUUCUUUCUGUUACACAGGGUCUGGUUUUAAAAGCACACAGAGAAACCUCUUCUCCCCCUGGCCUUUGUAGCCAGCCAUCUUUGUCCUCUGAGAUGAGGAACCAAUUCUCUUCGAAAGUUCCCUAAUAGUUUCCUACCAUAUUUAGAAAGUGUACCUUUAGCUGGGCGGUGGUGGCACCUGCCUUUAAUCCUGGCACUUGGGAAGCAGAGGUAGGCAGAUCUCCGAGUUAAAGGCCAUCCUGUUCUACAGGACAAACCAGGGCUACACAGAGAAACCCCGUCUUGGAAAAACAAACAAACAAAACAAAACAAAACAAAAGAAAGUGUAUCUUCUUGAGGACAGCAGCGAGGCCCUGAGCUGCUAACACACACCUGAACAGUGAUUGACCUGGUCCUACUCCAUCUGGGGAAGAAAAGAUACAGACGUUUGGUUUGGCCAGCUGACAAGGAAGCAAAAGGUCUCUUCCCAGGCAGCAGGAGAGCUGAGCUCAGCCUGAACUAACUGUCUCUGUGAACAGACUCAACACUGCACUAAUCUAUUUGUGUAUAUUCUGAACUCAACCUUGGACCCAGCCCUGGGCCGCAAGUGCCUAGUGGGCAGAUUUGCAGGGCCAUGCAGGCCGGACUCGAUGCCUUAAUUCAAGAACCUGUGUCUAUGUGUAUGUGUACACAUACUUAUGUCUGUCUGUGUGCAUGUGUGUGUGAGAGAGUGUGUGUGUGUGUGUGUGUGUGUGAGAGAGAGAGAGAGAGAGAGAGAGAGAGAGAGAGAGAGAGAGAGAGAGGAGAGAGAGAGCCACCUUGGGUCUCUAAUCCACAGAAUGAACGGAAUAUCCCCGAGGCUGGAUAAGCCUAGAGAGAAGAGGAUCCAGGGGCAAACUCAAGACUUCGAUUCUUGAGCUAGCCCCUUCCCAGAUGGUUUCCCUCGGAGGACGCCAGCCAAGUUUAAGGAUUCAAAACACUAGAGCAGCCUGAGGAGGUGACUCCAGUAGGUGAAGGCACUUACUGGCGAGCCUGACAACCUGAGUUCAAUCCCUAGGUCACGUUGUAAAAGGAAAUAAACAGCCCUUUACAAUUACUUAACUGUCAGCCGGGCAGUGGUGGCGCACACCUUUAAUCCCAGCACUGGCAGAGGCAGGCAGAUCACUGUGAACCCAAGGCCAGCCUGGUCUACAGAGAGUUCCAGGACAGCCAGGGCUACACAGAGAAACCCUGUUUCAAAGAAGAAAAAAGCCGGGCGGUGGUGGCGCACGCCUUUAAUCCCAGCACUCGGGAGGCAGAGGCAGGCGGAUCUCUGUGAGUUCGAGACCAGCCUGGUCUACAGAGCUAGUUCCAGGACAGGCUCCAAAGCCACAGAGAAACCCUGUCUCGAAAAACCAAAAAAAAAAAAGAAGAAAAGAAGAAAAAAAAUUACAUAGCUGUCUCACCGUGCACACAUGAUCAAGUGUGGCCUAAAGGGAACCAUGUUCUUACUCCGGUCAUGAUGUGUCUGGCACAUGAGUGGUGUUACACUGACUCCUGCCAACACAGUGUCGGGAAGGUCUUUCAUCUCAGAAAUUCUCCUGUUCUAAGAUCAACUCCAGUCAGGUUUUCCUGACUCUGGCUAAGUCUGGAGGAGCGGCUUGCCAGAGAAGAUGGACCCCGAGGACCACCUCUCAGCUUCCCUCAGUGGCUCUGACAGCAGCCCCUGUGCCUGGGUGAGAAGCCCUGAGCUUCAGGGUUCCCACAGAUGUCCUUCUCCAGUGCCAAUUCUUUUGUCCCUUUUCAUUGGCGGUGUUGAAGACAGUACCGGGAGCCCCAAGCAUACUAAGCAAGCUCUCUUCCAGUGAGCUACUUGCCCAGUUGGUCUUUAUUUGCCAACCAGCUGGGUGACCUUGAAUAAGCCGCUCAACCCCGCUGAGCCUCUGUGAAAGUGAUGAUGAUGCCUACCUCCAAGGCCAUUUUAAUAACAAGCACAGAUGUACAGAAAGUGCCUGGCACAAAGCAGGCGCUCAAUAAAAGAUGGCUCUUGU
Alexandromys fortis (reed vole) is the source of this 4760-nucleotide messenger RNA. It is a transcript of the gene Myorg, whose product is annotated as myogenesis regulating glycosidase. Bases 315 to 2465 code for a protein of 716 amino acids. Gene Ontology annotation, biological process: carbohydrate metabolic process; skeletal muscle fiber development. Gene Ontology annotation, molecular function: hydrolase activity, hydrolyzing O-glycosyl compounds. The transcript is spliced from 2 exons. The record is from RefSeq and is a predicted model, not a curated record. Lineage: Eukaryota; Metazoa; Chordata; Mammalia; Rodentia; Cricetidae.